Molecule: messenger RNA, 3710 nt
Organism: Phoenix dactylifera (date palm)
Lineage: Eukaryota; Viridiplantae; Streptophyta; Magnoliopsida; Arecales; Arecaceae
Source: RefSeq, a predicted model, not a curated record
GGCGAGCGGAGUCCGCCACGUCAGCUGACCGGGAUUCCUUAGGUCUUUGCCCUUGUUGUUCUAUGAUGCGACCCCGGCGCGUGUGCGGCGUCCAUCAAAAAACCCCCGCCCGCUCCCCGCCCUCAUUUCUCUCCAACCUCACUCCUCUCCCUUUCUAUUCUUUCGGAAGUCCGAGGGGCAUCGAGGAAUAGAGAAACCCGAGAAACCCUAGCUCUCUUUUUCCCGUUUUCCGCCGAAACUCUAGUCCCAAAUCGGAAGCUCAGCGGUCAUGGCAUCCAGGUUUGGGCUCGCCGGAGGGAUCCCGGAGCGGCGGGUCCGGCCGAUAUGGGACGCCGUCGACUCCCGGCAGUUCAAGACCGCGCACAAGCUCGCCGUCGGUCUCCUUGCCAAGUAUCCUAACUCUCCUUACGCCCUUGCCCUCAAAGCUCUUAUUUUGGAGAAGAUGGGAAAACCUGAUGAAGCACUGAGUGUUUGUUUAAAUGCCAAGGAGCUGUUAUAUUCAGAUAAUGUGGUUCCCGUUGAUGACCUCACUGUCAGCACUUUACAGAUCGUUUUCCAACGGCUUGAUCGCUUGGAUCUGGCUACUUCUUGCUAUGAGCAUGCAUGUGGAAAAUAUCCAAACAACUUAGAAAUGAUGAUGGGUCUUUUCAACUGUUAUGUUCGUGAGUACUCAUUCGUGAAACAACAACAGACAGCCAUUAAAAUGUACAAAAUUGCGGGUGAAGAAAGGUUUUUGCUCUGGGCAGUUUGCAGCAUACAAUUACAGGUAUUAUGCGGUAGUGGGGGUGAGAAACUAUUGUCAUUAGCUGAGGCUUUACUCAAAAAGCACAUAGCUUCACAUAGCUUGCAUGAACCAGAAGCCCUUGUUAUUUAUAUCUCAAUUUUGGAACAACAAGCGAAGUAUGAAGCUGCUUUGGAAGUUCUUUCUGGUAAUUUUGGUUCUCUUAUAGGAAUUGAGGAAGACAAGUUACGCAUGCAGGGUAGACUUCUUGCUCGUGCAUGUAACUAUGCUGCUGCUACUGAGAUCUUCCAGAAAGUCCUACAGUCAUGUCCUGAUGAUUGGGAGUCCUUUCUCCAUUAUUUUGGCUGUUUGCUUGAGGACGAUAUGAACUGGUCCAAAGCAAGCACUACUGAUCAAAUAUGUUCAUCAAGUUCUGUUGAUUUUCAAGCUUGCAAGGCAAAUCAUUUGACUGUGGAAGUGUUUGAUUCACGCAUAUCAAGUGCAUUGUCAUUUGUACGGAAGUUACACAUGGACAUCCAGAAUGAUUGCCUUAGAGGUCCUUACUUGGCAAGUAUUGAAAUUGAAAGACGAUGCCGUCUAAGCGGAAAAGCUGAUGAUGGCAAAUUUAUGGAGGCUUUGCUUAAUUAUUUUCACAGGUUCAGUCACUUGUCUUGCUUCACUUCUGAUGUGGAAAUGUUCAUCUGCAUCUUAUCUGAAACUGAGAAAGCCGAGUUAUUGGAGAAGUUUGUAAAAAUUUUGGAAACUUCAUCAACAUCACCAAUAAAAGCACUGGGUCAGGCUAUAACAGUUUUUAAGAUUCAAGAACUUUUCGGUGUCAUGUUUAAAUUCCCUAUCAGAGAACUUGAAGGUACUGCUAAAAGAAUGGUGGAGAUGUACUGUAAAAACCUCGUACUUUCAAGGGACUUGGAUCCUCAAGAAAACAUGCAUGGAGAAGAACUUUUGCCUAUGGCAAGCAAUGUUCUUGUCCUGCUUUUCUGGCGUACAAAGAAGUUGGGAUACUUGCUGGAAGCAACUAUGGUUUUGGAAUUUGGCCUGAACAUCCGAAGAUAUGUCUGGCAGUACAAGAUGCCUUUGAUGCAUUUAUAUUCUUACAUGGGGGCUCUUCCAUUAGCAUAUGAGUGGUAUGUUACUCUUGAUGUAAAAAAUAUUCUACUGGAGACGGUCUCCCACCACAUCUUGCCCUACAUGUUGAAAUCACCACAUUGGCUGGAAACUGCCAAUCUUAUGAAAGAGUAUCUGAAGUUUAUGGAUGAUCAUUUGAGGGAAGCUGCUGAUCUUACCUUUCUUGCAUAUCGCCAUCGCAAUUAUUCGAAAGUAAUUGAAUUUGUUCAGUUCAAAGAACGCUUGCAACAUUCAUAUCAGCUUUCAAUGGUGAGGCUUGAAGCUUUUAUCCUACAAUUGAAGCAGAAAGCAGAUAAUCUUGAGGAAGUAGAGGGCAUUCUUGAGAAUGCGAACUAUGGUACAUUGCUUGAGCUGUCAAAUGAGGAUAAACUGAAAUUCAUGACAUUCAAUGCGGAUCUCCAGACACGGCCUUGGUGGUCCCCUACUCCUGAUAUAAAUUACCUUUCAGAACCAUUCGAAGAAGGAUCUGCAUGCCUCAGAGAGAAAUUGGUAUGCUUUUUAAUGAUAGUUUUUCAAUUUUCUGUUCCAGAUGCUGUUAUAUAUAAAAUAUCAGCACAAAGUGGCGAGAAGGAACAGAUUGCAAGAAAACAUAUUGAGACAAAGUCUCUUAUUCCUCGAUUAGUUUAUCUGUCAAUCCAGGCCUCUACCUCUUCUCUAAAGGAAAAUAUUGAGCCUAAUGGUUCUGUCUCUGAUGUGAGUUGUUGUGAAAUGAAAUGUCUUCUGGAGAGAUAUGCGAGGAGCAUUGGUCUUCCUUUUGAUGAUGCGAUUGAAGUGAUUCUUGGGAUUACCAGGGGCCAAAAGUCCUUCAAGCCACAGAAGGCACUUGGGUUUUAUGUCAGUACAAAGAUGCUAUUCCUCAGGAAUUGCAAUUGUGAUCUCGAUUCAGACAUUGUCAGCUGGAUUAACUUUGCCAUUUUCAAUGCGUGGAAUUUGUGCUCCCAUCACCCUGGGCUUGUCAAUGAAGAAGGAUGUGGUCUAACAUCAUGGCACAUUGUAAUCUUGGUUAAGAGUUGCACUACUGAGCUCUUGAUGCAGGCACAACCGAUACUAACAAGUCCUGGAAGUAGUCUUCCAGUUCUGGUACAAUUGGUAACAGAAUCCUUUUCUUGGCAUGUUCUAGUAAUCCAGUCCUGUAUAAAAUCAAUGCUUCCACUGGGAAAGAAGAAAAAGAAAGGUGGUGCAGUGGAUCAAAUGAACUCGCCACACUUGCAGGCUAUACGUGAUUCAAUUCAAUGUUUAAGUGAUGCAAUACAAGGAAUCCAAAAAUGUGUAGGCGAUCAAAUCAAGAAGCCCGAGGAUCAAAAUUUGGAUAUUCUAUUGUCUCAUGUGCAAAGGGAGGACUGUGUUGAGGGGCCAGGAUAUGUGCACCAGGCUUUACAAGAGAGUGCAUCGGCAAACAGCUCUGAACUUGGUGACAGGAUAUCUGGAGCUCUACAAUCAUGGAAUUCUGCUCAUGUACUGAGAAAAAUAAUAGCGGCACAAAAUAAAUUGCUAUCACAUUUCAUACUAUGUGGUUCAAAGUUGAAGCUGUUGGAGUCAUUGAAACAGUCACAUAGGGAAGAGAAUUAUGGGGGUACCCUCAAGUGGCUCUAUCAGGAUUUUCUGCAUAUUUUCGGUUCUGUUCUGGUGUUUGGUCGGAGAAGUUCCUGCUAAACGGCUGUUGGUAUUGACCUCCAUGCUCUGUACCUUUACAGUGAGAAGUUUGAUUUCAUUAAUUUAUCGUACAUUUUUUUUGCGAGUGGAUAUGCUCCCAGUUGUAAGGAAUGAGGUCUGUACAAUGAAUAAACCAUAAAUCUUAGGUUUCAUAUAAGAAACUUGCAUUUGCUGACAGCAUCUCUCUCAUGCU